AUGGGUAUCCCGCUUGUUCGCCCCUUAUCAGGUCUUCGCUCCGUCGAUUCGGCUUCUGAACUCUUCUAUGAGGAUGCUGUCAAGGAAUCGUCCAAACCGGAAGAAUUUUCACUAAAGAAGCCCGCUGCCAAACCCUCCGUGCCUAGCAUUUCUUACUUUUACGCGUCUGGUUGUUUUCUGGCAGCUGGGAAAUGGUACUCGGAGAUUCUGGAGGAGGAUUCGUUGAAACUUGAGGACAUGCGACACAAAGUAAAGGAUUUUGCGUUGCCCGGAUCCUACCGUCACAUGCUGGUGAAGCCAGAGGACGUACAUUACACCAUUAAGGAGUACACUGACCCCCUGGCCCCGCUAAUCGACAACGAUUUAAAGUUGUUAUCCAGUUCACCACCGUCUCCGAGUCAAGCCACCCCUCCUGGCAAGUUUUAA
Messenger RNA from Dibothriocephalus latus, 426 nucleotides. The record is from the annotation of a GenBank genome assembly. NCBI's taxonomy places the organism in Eukaryota, Metazoa, Platyhelminthes, Cestoda, Diphyllobothriidea, Diphyllobothriidae.